Messenger RNA from Schistocerca piceifrons (Central American locust), 1185 nucleotides. RefSeq names its product Holliday junction resolvase MOC1, chloroplastic-like. The record is from RefSeq and is a predicted model, not a curated record. Lineage: Eukaryota; Metazoa; Arthropoda; Insecta; Orthoptera; Acrididae. The transcript has 3 exons. The coding region runs from base 1 to 1185 and encodes 394 amino acids.
AUGGUAACGGGCUGCCUGUGCGAAUCGCGGCGGCCGGUUCCAGAGCUCGGGUCAGUGGCGGCUCGUACUGCGGGAGCGAGGGGCAGGCUGAGGGCGGCGCUGGUCGUGCUGGCCGUGGCCGUGGCCGUGCUCGUGGCCGGCCGCCUCCCUCGCCCUCGCUGCAGGCGGCGCUCGGCCGCCCCGGCGCCCGCCGCCCCCCACAGCCAGCAGCGUCAGCAGCUCAGCGCCCAGCAGCAGCGGCCGCGUCAGCAGCGCGCGGCGGGCCGCCCGUGCUCCGUCGCCGCCGCCGCCGCCGGCUCCCGCUCGCAGCCGCCGGCGCCCCGCGAACGCGACCGCGGCCGGCACAGCAACUCGGGCGGUGGCAGGAUCGGCUCCCUGCAACCGAAAUGCACCUCACAAGCAGCAGCAGCAGCGGCGGAAGCAGCGACAUCGGUCUCGGGAGAGCAAGCCGCGGCCCAGGGCGGUCCCAGUUCGAGCACCGUCGCCGCCAUCCUCCUGUUCGUCCUGAUACUGCCGGCGGCACCCGACCCGGCGGCGGCGGCGGCGGCGGCGACGGGCGCGCACCACAACGCGACGACGCCGCUCUCGCUCCUGAACCCCUGGUUGUCAGCCUGUGAUAUCGCGGACCCGGCCACCGCGCCGGACCUCAGGGGCAGCUGCAGUGCGCGGGACGCGAUGCCCUCUCUCUCGGAUAAUAAUCACUACAGUAAUAAUUACGAUAGCGGAGUUAAUAAGCAGCGUAACAAUAAUAGUAGUAGUAAUUACGGUAGGGACACGGAGGCGGCGGCGGCGGCGGCGUGCUGCGGCCGCGCGCCGCUCGACGCGCUCAAGCCCGAGGCGCGCGCCGCCGCGCUGCGCGGCCCGGCCGCCGCCUGCCGCGCGCACCUGCGCGCCCUCGCGCGCCUCGACGCGCUCGCCGCCACGCUCGCCUGCAAGUUCGACGAGCUGCUGCGCCGCUACGACUGCGCGCAGGACUACUCCGUCAGCUUCGGCUGCGCCCACUGCCAGGUAGGCCGCAGCGUCGCCCGCGUCCCACGACGCGCCGCGCCGCGCCGCGCCGCACACGCGCCAUCGAUCCGCCGCGCCGCGCCGCGACGCUACUCCACGUGGCGCCCGGCGAGCGUCGUGACAGGCCGUGCGACGCCCCCUCCGGCGAACACCCCCUACAAUCUGCCAAUCCACUGA